Messenger RNA from Prorocentrum cordatum, 1068 nucleotides. NCBI's taxonomy places the organism in Eukaryota, Dinophyceae, Prorocentrales, Prorocentraceae. The record is from the annotation of a GenBank genome assembly.
AUGCUUCGGAGGAUCGAGUGGAACACGAUCCACAAGCCGAACAUGAUCGAGGCCAAUUUGUCGAAUCCGAACGGCCCCGUGGUCAAGGGGAAGUUCGCGGGCGGGUCGGCGGCCCCGCCGCCCGCGGCGAGCGGCGGCGACGACGAGCUGCCGGCGCCGGACGGCCCCGGCUGCAUGCCGGGGCCAGUGGGCGCCUUUUUCUACAUGGUCCUCAAUGUGUUGAGGCUCAUCAUGAAGACGAUUCUCUUCACGGGGAAUUUCCACUUCAGUUUCGACAACAACCGCAACGGCACUAUCCGCUCCGCCAUGUUCUUGCUCUUUUUCACAAUCGUCCACGCUGGUGGAAACGUGAUGGAUCUGCUUGUGAACAACCGACCAGAGGAGGUGAAUGGCGAGGGCUACCUCAUUGAGGACAGGAUGGGCUGGACAGGCGGCGGCAUCUGCUUGCUGGAGGAGUAUACUGUCCUGUGUUUGGCGCUCCACGUCGCUGUCGCUUUGAAGCGGUCUUGGGACAUCUCGUUGAAUUACUGCGUGUACACGGGACGGUGGAACAUGUUGUUGUCUGGUCUGACGGUCCUCUCGUUCCUUUUCAAGCAUCUAACCGACAUUCGAUUGUACCAGCAUUGGACUUGCGCUGCUGUAUACCCGCCGAAGUAUUUCAUCGCUUACGACAAGAUUUUCUCGGGCCACUUGUUCAGCGAACCGGUGGCUCCUGGUAUUAAGCCGCCUGAGGGCGUCACGCCAGUGGCGGUUCACGACGUGUACACACGGGAAUACGAGCUCUUCGGAGACCUCAACACUGUUUUGUUCUACUCUGCUUGCGUGAUUGUGUUCAUCUGCCACAUGGUCUGGGGAUGGAAGAAGCUGGUCCCCGCGGACACGUUCCAGAUCCCGAAGGACUCGGAGAUCGAUCACGUCAAGGUGGUGACAUACCUGGGCCAGGGCCUGGCAGUGACGCUCGGUUGCAUGUACCUGUCUUUGGUGUGGUUCGUGUACUUGACCGUCUUACCGAACGGGAAGGGGCCUCUGGCUGACCAGGUGGUCGUGAUGCCAUGUCCCGCCGAUUGA